UCUUCAGUCUCUCUGCCUUCGCUGAACAAUUUGCCAUGGAGACAGAGCUAACAUCACCAGACACGAAUCCGACUCAGACCGCGAAUCCGAAUACAAGCUCGAUGUGGAGUAGUAUCGUAAAGAAAGAUCCGGCGGAGACGAAGUCUCCGGCCACCCAUCACGGCAUGGCGUCUGCGGCGCUUGGGAUGGUCGGAAACUGCAAUUCCACGAAGGGGAUAACCAUGGCUGUGAUUGACGCGAACGCCGUCAUCGAGGGAGGCCAGAACCUCUCCUCCUUCGCCGACAAGUUCGUCACUGUUCCUGAAGUCCUCUCCGAGAUUCGUGACCCCGUCUCUCGUCGUCGUCUUGCCUUUAUUCCCUUCACGAUCGAUGCCAUGGAACCCUCACCUGAAUCUCUGAAUAAAGUCAUUAAAUUUGCUAAGGAGACCGGUGACUUGCAAACUCUAUCCGACGUCGAUCUUAAGCUGAUUGCCCUGACAUAUACGCUUGAGGCUCAGAUUCACGGGACUAAAUAUCUAAGAGACGUCCCUCCACCGAUUCAUACAGUUAAGGUGAAGAGGUUGCCCGAAAAGGAGUUGCCUGGUUGGGGAUCUAAUGUGCCUAAUUUGGCAGAGUGGGAAGCCUUGGAAAAUGAAACAGAGGACAAAUCCAACUCUAACUCCAGAAUCCUUCCCCUCAAAGAUCUUAACAUGAACAUUGUAUCUUCAGACAACUGUUCUGAGGCCGGUUCUGUUGCCACAAAUGGCGAUUCUCGUCCCGAGCAUCAAGAAGAGGAUGAGCAAGGUAGGAGAAGGUAUAGACGGUACCCGCCCAAGAAAAAGGAGAUAAACAUCGAGGGUAAGAAGAUGGUAGCAGAGGGAGUUGAUGCAUCACAAGGACAGCAUGAAGAUGACGGUGGUGACUGGAAGCCUGCAGUGAGCAGAAGCACCCACAGGAGAUACCUUAGAAGAAAAGCCAGGCGGGAAUACUAUGGUGCCUUGGCCGAGCAAGAGCUUCAGCAAGAUCAAGACAAUUCCCCGGACGGAAAUGUCAUUGAGCAGUCAAGUCAAAUUUCUGACGAUGUAAAUGGAAGAGGCGGGGCCGACAGUGGAAAGAACGAUGAUGAGCUUUCAUCCAUUCUGAAACAGUUGAGGUUGGAGGAAGAUUCAUUAAGGGCACUUCAAGAAGGUCCUGAUGAGGCAUUUGGCGAGAAUGAGAACGAGAAUGGACAUGAUUUUGAAAUAGAUGAAGAGGGCGGGGAGGCAUCAAAGCAAGGGUUGGAUAACAUGGAGGAGAUCUCUAGUGAGGCUGAGGAUACAACUGUUGAGGCAUCAUCGGCUGCUGAUGAUGACGGUGUCAGUGAACAGAGUUGGACAUUGAGAGCCUUGUCUGAAUCGAGCGUUGCUUGUAUAACCGGUGACUAUGCCAUGCAAAACGUUAUUCUCCAGAUGGGUUUGCGCUUACUUGCACCCGGAGGAAUGCAAAUCCGUCAACUCCACAGGUGGAUAUUGAAAUGCCAUGCUUGUUACACUGUAACUUAUGAAAUCGGGAGAAUUUUCUGUCCAAAGUGUGGUAAUGGCGGCACUCUACGCAAGGUAGCAGUCACCAUUGGUGAGAAUGGCACCAUCUUAGCCUCACGUAAACCACGCAUUAUACUCCGUGGCACCAAAUUCUCAUUGCCAUUACCUCAAGGAGGAAGAGGAGCAAUAGCCAAGAACCCGGUUUUACGUGAAGACCAACUCCCUCAGAAGUUCCUUUACCCCAAGACAAAGAAGAAAGGAAACAAGAAGGGAGAUGAGUUCUUCACGGCAGACGACGUGUUCAUGCACCACAACGAUAAAAAGGCUCCACUUCGGCCUCCUGUGAGAAAGGCAUUGGCGGUUUUCAGCCAAAGGAGGAACCCUAACGACAACCAUUACUCUCGUUCCUCUCAUUGAGCUGGUACUCUCUCUCUCUCUCUCUCUCUCUCUCUCUCUCUCUGGUUUGUACACAUUUGGAUGUGUCUCCUUCUCUUCUGAGAUGUAUUUUCAGAAGGGGUUUUGUCAUAACCAUGAAGUGCUUAGGAUUUUUUUGCUGCUGUGUUUUUACUCAAGUGACUGCAGAAUUUUGCUGUUCCAUUUUUAUUGUAAUGGUAAACAAUGAAUUUUGAGGAAAGGGAUUUUGGUUGGGUUGAAACCCUCGUUA
Molecule: messenger RNA, 2163 nt
Organism: Tarenaya hassleriana
Lineage: Eukaryota; Viridiplantae; Streptophyta; Magnoliopsida; Brassicales; Cleomaceae
Product: RNA-binding protein NOB1
Exons: 5
Coding region: 36-1916 (626 amino acids)
Biological process (GO): maturation of SSU-rRNA; ribosomal small subunit biogenesis
Cellular component (GO): preribosome, small subunit precursor
Molecular function (GO): RNA endonuclease activity
Source: RefSeq, a predicted model, not a curated record